CCCUUGUAAACCUGAUUUCCAGUAGAUCAAUUCAGGAUUGGCUAUUUGAGUACCAAUAGUUUGGCUCCCUUCUAUUUUUAUCCAAUUUCAACUCCACCCACUUGAUGUGAACGCCCAUGUGUUUCACGCCUACCAGUAAAGAAUCAGUGAUGCAUUGGUCACGAACAGUUGAUUCUGCUUCCCACUAACCCAUCUAACCCUAACUUUCAGUCGAUCGAAGCACUUAUACGAAAAAGCAUCUUGUCCCGGAGAAUUCAUUUGAAAAUAUACAAUUUACAAUCAGUGCGAAAAUAAUUUAUUUUUGUGUCAUCAAUGAAAUGAAUCAUCAUUGUUUGGUAUACCAAAGUGUUAAGAAGAUCUCGCACUGCUAUCAGUGUGGUCAGUAAAUGAAUGCAAUGUUUCACGAAAAGGAUUGUGAGCACGAUUUAGUGAUGAUGUUGAAUAAUUGAUGGAAAUUGAUAUUUAACUUACCAUGAAAAACGAAUCAGAUACAGCAUCAGCUAUUCAGCAUCAGAUUGCGGCAUCAACGGGGAUUCAUCACCAUUUGCACUCGGUGACAAGUAGAAGCAACAUAAGUUCAAUGAUGUCGCCCUUGAGUCAGUCGCAAGCGAUGGACUCACUGCUGUCGAGCUCGAAUAGUGACUCUCCCAGGAAGGCUGGUACCAGGCGGCAGGAGAAGCCACCGUACUCGUACAUUGCUCUGAUAGUGAUGGCCAUUCAAUCCAGUCCGGGGAAGAGGCUUACCCUCUCGGAGAUCUACACUUUCCUGCAGCAGCGAUUCGCCUUCUUCCGAGGAGCCUACCAGGGCUGGAAGAACUCGGUGAGGCACAACCUGAGCCUGAAUGAAUGCUUCAUCAAGCUACCGAAGGGUCUCGGAAGACCCGGCAAAGGUCACUACUGGACCAUAGAUCCGGCCAGUGAGUACAUGUUCGAGGAAGGGAGCUUCCGCAGGCGACCACGUGGCUUCAGAAGAAAAUGUCAAGCUCUCAAGCCUCAGUACCACUCUCAGUACUUUCCAAACACUGUGCCCGUGAGUGUCGGCGUUCAGGGUUCGGGUUAUGAAAACCUCCCCCCUGGUGUCGACUACACCAACAGCUAUCAGAACCAGUAUCAAAACUACCCAGAGUGGUACGGAUCCACCGCACCCAUUCCUUCCGACUGGGGGUACCCAGAGGCUACCUACAAGACGCCGCCGAUCGCCGAGGUCACUUACAAGACAACGGAAGUUACCUACAAAACUGGGGAGACCUCUCACUACAGAAAUGGCGAGCUGACAUUUAAAAAUGAUCCAAGUUUCAGUAGGGUUCAAGAUCACAAUCAACUGUACAGACCAUCUGACAGCUUUCAACCAGUUCUCAAAGAUCACCAUCACUCUCAGCAGCAGCAGCAACAACAACAGCAACAACAUUUGUCACAACCUCUUCAUCAGGAAGUUGGAUUUAAGGUGGAGAACGAGCACGAUGGAUUGAUAACGUCUUAUAAAACUGAUCCUGGCAGUUCGAGUCCCUUGAGUUCUCAAAGUCAGAACAACAGUCAAGAUUAUUAUGCAUCAGGGUAUGCUCUGGCUGCUGGUGCAGGGAAUAUUAAUUUAAACACCACCAUUCAGAGUCUUUCAACUCAACCUAGUUCCACGAGUUCCGUCGGAAAUGUCAACUCUGUCCACAUUGGAUGCCACACGCCUGUCACUGAUCAAGGUCUGAGAAUGCAAUGUACAACUUCGUGUACAAAUAAUUCUGGUGGAGGAAUCGUGGAGAGAAAACCGUCCCAUCUUGGACAUCAUUCUUUGCCUACUUCUUUGGGACAUUUAGGAUUAAGUAAUAUAGGACUGACUAUACCAGGCACUAAUUCCCACUCUUCCACCCCUCCUACUUCCAUGUUUUAUGAUCACGUAAAAUAUGCCAUGUAAAAAGCAGUGCAAACAUAAAAGAGUCUAACACUAAGAAACAUACACCAAAGAAAAAUUAUAUGUAUAAAAUUAAGCCAAAAAGUUUGAUUUUUAAAGAAAUCGGUAUCAAAUUUUAUAUAUAAUUAUAUUCAAUGCGUUACUAUAUUCUAUUUCAUUUCAUCGUUUCAUCAAUAUUUAUAAUGUAAUCCUUUAUUAAUUUAGACUUAUGUACAUAGCAUCUUAGCAUCAUUAUCAUCCUGUGACAAAUAGGUAUUCACACACUAAAUUUCCUUUUAAACUUUAAGUCGUUUACGUGUGUGCAAUAUAAUAAAAUAUUUUAAUGAAGAAAA
Molecule: messenger RNA, 2235 nt
Organism: Leptopilina heterotoma
Lineage: Eukaryota; Metazoa; Arthropoda; Insecta; Hymenoptera; Figitidae
Product: forkhead box protein biniou-like
Exons: 2
Coding region: 473-1906 (477 amino acids)
Biological process (GO): regulation of transcription by RNA polymerase II; animal organ morphogenesis
Cellular component (GO): nucleus
Molecular function (GO): RNA polymerase II cis-regulatory region sequence-specific DNA binding; DNA-binding transcription factor activity, RNA polymerase II-specific
Source: RefSeq, a predicted model, not a curated record